Messenger RNA from Canis lupus familiaris (dog), 2111 nucleotides. RefSeq names its product epoxide hydrolase 2 (gene EPHX2). The coding region runs from base 60 to 1730 and encodes 556 amino acids. The record is from RefSeq and is a predicted model, not a curated record. Gene Ontology annotation, biological process: phospholipid dephosphorylation; cholesterol homeostasis. NCBI's taxonomy places the organism in Eukaryota, Metazoa, Chordata, Mammalia, Carnivora, Canidae. Gene Ontology annotation, cellular component: peroxisome. The transcript is spliced from 19 exons. Gene Ontology annotation, molecular function: lipid phosphatase activity; magnesium ion binding.
GGCGGACCAGUGCGGUGGAGGCUCGGCGGCAGGGCUCGGGCUGCGGCUCCGGGGCCGUCAUGGCGCUGCGGGCGGCCGUGUUCGACCUGGACGGGGUCCUGGCGCUGCCCUCGGUGGUCGGCGCCCUGCGCCGCACCGAGGCGGAGCUGGCGCUGCCCAGAGGCUUUCUGAAUGAAGCUUCCCAGACAGGGGGCCCAGAUGGCUCCAGUGCCCGCCUUAUGAGGGGAGAGAUCACAUUUUCUCAGUGGGUGCCACUCAUGGAAGAAGGCUGCAGGAAAUGUGCUGAGGUCUCUGGAAUCUGCCUCCCUGAGAAUUUCUCUGUAAGUCAAAUCUUUGGCAGAGCAGCUGCAGCAAGAAAGAUCAACCACCCCAUGCUUCAGGCAGCUCUUGCUCUCAGGAAGAAAGGAUACACAACCUGCAUCCUCACCAACAACUGGCUGGACGACAGCUCUCAGAGGGGCAGCCUGGCCCAGCUGGUGUGUCAGCUGAGUCCACACUUUAACUUCGUGAUAGAGUCGUGCCGGAUCAGCAUGGCCAAGCCUGAUCCUCAGAUCUAUAAGUUUGUGCUGGACACCCUGAAGGCCAGCCCGAGUGAGGUUGUGUUCUUGGAUGACAUUGGAGCUAAUCUGAAGCCGGCCCGUGACUUGGGGAUGGCCACCAUCCUCGUCCGUGACACAGACCCAGCCCUGACAGAACUGCAGAAAGUAACUGGGGUGCAGCUUCUCCAAACUGCAGCCGCUCUGCCAGUCCCGUGCAAUCCGAGCGACAUGAGCCAUGUGUAUGUGCCAAUAAAGCCUGGGGUUCGUCUGCAUUGUGUGGAGCUGGGCUCUGGACCUGCUGUGUGUCUCUGCCAUGGAUUUCCUGAGAGCUGGUUCUCUUGGAGGUACCAGAUCCCUGCUCUGGCUCAGGCGGGUUUCCGGGUACUAGCUCUGGACAUGAAAGGCUAUGGAGAGUCAUCUUCUCCUCCUGAAAUAGAAGAAUAUUCCAUGGAAGUGUUAUGUCAGGAGAUGGUCACCUUCCUGGAUAAGUUGGGCAUCCCUCAAGCGGUGUUCAUUGGCCACGACUGGGGAGGCAUGCUGGUGUGGAACAUGGCUCUCUUCUACCCUGAGAGAGUGAGGGCAGUGGCCAGUUUGAAUACUCCCUUUGUGCCAGCAAAUCCCAAUGUGUCCACAAUGGAGAAGAUCAAAGCCAAUCCCGUUUUUGAUUACCAGCUCUAUUUCCAAGAACCAGGAGUAGCUGAGGCCGAACUGGAACAGAACCUGAGUCGGACUUUCAAAAGCUUCUUCAGAGCAAGUGAUGGCAAGCCUUUUCUCAACGUGGGCAGAGUCCGUGAAAGGGGAGGACUCCUUGUGAAAACCCCAGAAGAGCCCAGUCUCAGCAGCAUCGUCACUGAGGAGGACAUUCAGUUCUAUGUGCAGCAGUUCCAGAAGUCUGGUUUCAGAGGUCCCCUCAACUGGUAUCGCAACGUGGAAACGAACUGGCGGUGGGGCUGCAAAGGUGUGGGGCGGAAGAUCCUGAUUCCGGCCCUAAUGGUAACCGCGGAGAAGGACAAGGUGCUCGUUCCUGAGAUGUCCAAGCAUAUGGAGGACUGGAUUCCCUACCUGAAAAGGGGACACAUUAAGGAUUGUGGACACUGGACACAGAUGGAGAAGCCCACCGAGUUGAAUCAGAUCCUCAUUGAGUGGCUGGAGACUGAUGCCAGGGACCCACCAGUGGUCUCGAAGCUGUAGGCUGUGGCACGUGCCAGCCCCCAGCAGCCCUUCCUCUGUUGGCACUGCUCUUGGAACCCAGAGGAGGCCUUCGCAGCAUCUCUCAUAAUCAGCAGUGUCAGUCCAAGGGGGUUUACUCCAAAGAGUGGUUUUCUUUCAAUGACGAGAGUCAAAUCUGACAUAAUUGUAGAUACAGGAAAAAUCACCUAUGAUUCAUUCAUUCAUUCGCUCUAAGGUGCUACUUUAAGAGUGGCUAAUGUUUAGAGGGGACAGAAUGGGAUGGUGAGAGGUGAUUUCUCUUUGACUAACCAGUUCAUAGUUGGUAGCAAAAUCAGCAGUUGAUUUGGGAGCAUGUCAGCUGAGAUUGGAACUCGUUUGUUUAAUAAAGCUUAAACAACAGUG